AUGUCGACUCCAUCGACUUUACCUCCCCAUCAUCCCAAUUACGGAUACUCACAUCAUCAGAAUUAUCAAUCAAACCACCAAUAUCGAGCGAGCAACGGCCUGUUGAACGGAAAUAGCCGUCUGGGCACCUCUUACACCCUUCCGACCAACUCGUCGAGCAAUAGCACAUCGUCGAGUGUAGCUCCUCUUGCAAAGUCGACUCAAAUCCCCUCACACCCUGCGAAAGUCGAGUCUAAAAAGUCUCCAAAAAAGCCCGCAGCCAUGGUUUCUACCUCGUCGCAAGCGCCUCCCCCGCACAAGAGACAAAGAUCCAAGGAGAGACAACCAGACUGGGAUAAAUUCUACGAGAAUGGUUUACCCAAAGAGGUAAUUGUCAUCGAUAGUUCUGAAUCCCCCGAACCAUCGUUGGACGUUUCCUCACAUAUCCAAUCCAAUAAUUCUGCCGUGGCAGCGAAUAAUGGCCAUGCGGCGAAGAAGAGAAAACGCAAUGAUGCAUAUGAUCCCGUAUACCAACUCGACCCCUCGAUCGAUCCGAGUCCACACUACAAAUCAGAAUCGGGUUCUGGUUCCACGAUAUCCACCGAUCGCACAACAUCAGCAAUUCAUACAACAGCCGCUACGUCCCUUGGUUCACAUUCAUCCAAUGGGCAAAAUGGGUACGAGGCUGCGGAAGUCAUAGGGCAGAAGAGGAAAAGGACCAAUACUCGGUUGCAAAUUGCGAAUGAAGCGAAGAGGAAAGAACUAGAGAUCAAUGGGGAUGCUUUCACCAACUACAUACCACCCCCCAAGCCACCCAUAAAAUCUCGCGACGUCCCAGUACGACCGAUUGCGGAUAAUUCUUAUACUAAGAAUACCAAAAUCGAUGAUGACGACGGACAUUAUAUCGUCGUUCCAGAAACGAAUCUAACAACACAAUACCAGGUUCAGAAAUUACUUGGCCAAGGAACCUUUGGAAAGGUUGUACAAGCUAAAGAUCUUCACAAUGAUAAAUGUGUUGCUAUCAAGAUCAUUCGCUCUGUACAGAAAUAUCGGGAUGCUUCGAAAAUUGAGUUACGAGUCCUCUCAACGCUCAAAGCAAAUGAUCGUGAGAACCGGAACAGAUGUAUACAUCUACGGGAUUGUUUCGAUUACAGAGGGCAUAUAUGUAUAGUCAUGGACCUUUUGGGACAGAGCGUUUUCGAUUUCUUGAAGGGCAAUUCCUUCGUGCCCUUUCCCAACUCCCAGAUUCAACAUUUUGCGCGACAGUUAUUUACGAGUGUUGCUUUUCUCCACGACUUAAACUUAAUUCACACAGAUCUCAAGCCAGAGAAUAUCUUAUUAUGCAACAGUGCAUAUCAAGCUUUUACAUACAGCCGCAAAAUUCCUUCUUCUUCAAGCACAGUUACGCGACAAGCGGCACAGCGGAAAGUUCUUCUGGAUACAGAAAUUCGACUCAUUGAUUUUGGUUCCGCAACCUUUCAGGAUGAAUAUCACUCAUCUGUCGUAUCUACACGUCAUUACCGAGCUCCUGAAAUUAUUCUUGGUCUUGGUUGGUCUUUCCCUUGCGACAUCUGGAGUAUUGGAUGCAUACUUGUCGAAUUCUUUACGGGUGACGCCCUUUUCCAAACACAUGACAACCUGGAGCAUCUGGCCAUGAUGGAAGCGGUAGUCGAUAAGAAAAUCGAUAGCCAUCUCGUUCAACAAGUCAACACGAUGGCAAAGCGAAACGGAGGAAAUCCAGCUCAAAAAUAUUUCAAGCGCUUAAGACUUGAGUACCCAUCUGCUGACACCACAAGGGCUUCACGGCGAUUUGUGAAGGCGAUGAAACCCUUACAUGAAAUCAUUAAGGAUCAGUCAAAAUUUAGCAAGAAUUUCCUGGAUCUAUUGAGAAAGAUAUUUGUCUAUGAUCCAAACGAACGCAUUACAGCCAAGGAGGCGCUUCAACAUCCGUGGUUUAAGGAAGCCGCAACUGCAGAUGACGGUACAGAAGCGGCGAAAAUCAGAUUACAAAGGCAAAGCGGAACAUUUGUGGCACCACAGAGGCAUCAUUGA
Molecule: messenger RNA, 2031 nt
Organism: Botrytis byssoidea
Lineage: Eukaryota; Fungi; Ascomycota; Leotiomycetes; Helotiales; Sclerotiniaceae
Exons: 6
Coding region: 1-2031 (676 amino acids)
Biological process (GO): protein phosphorylation
Cellular component (GO): nucleus
Molecular function (GO): ATP binding; protein kinase activity
Source: RefSeq, a predicted model, not a curated record